Molecule: messenger RNA, 1057 nt
Organism: Brassica oleracea var. oleracea
Lineage: Eukaryota; Viridiplantae; Streptophyta; Magnoliopsida; Brassicales; Brassicaceae
Exons: 1
Coding region: 80-832 (250 amino acids)
Source: RefSeq, a predicted model, not a curated record
UCCUUUUUAUCUCUCUCUCUCUCUCUCUUUUUACACUGUUCGUGUGUGUGUGAGUAACUUUCUUUCUUCCUCUCUCAAAAUGGAUUCGUUCACUUUCGAUAACGUGAAAGCAGAGAAAGCCAAGGCGCUGCGGCGAUACAACCGCUUCCGCAGUAUCGGACGUUUCUUCCGUGCCGCCGAGGUCUGCGUCGCCAUCAUCUUCAUCCUCUGGACCUUUACGCGCCUUCCUUUCGCCGUCCAAAUCUCCAGGGAGUUCCUCCGCCGCAUCGCCGGCGUCAUAUCGACUCCACUCUUCGUCUUCCUCUUCGGGAACUGCAUCGUCGUUGCGCUCCUCGCCAAGUCCUCUGUGGAGGAGAACAGAGGAUCCACCCCCUCGAACGCAGAAACAGAAAUCUACGAGGCGUUGGUGAGAUCCAAGCCGUCCGAUGAGGAAGAAGAAGAGUUGGCGGAAGAGAUCGUUUACGACGACAAAGAGGUGGUCGUCGUCGCUGAUUCAUCAAAUAAUAAUAUUCCUCACGGCUUGGAAAUAGAUUCGGACACGUGUCCCGUUUCUGAUGAGCCUAAGGAGUAUGGAAGAAGCAAGUCCGAUGUGUGUUUAAAUCAUAUGGUCAUCCCUAAACCUUCUUCUCUCCAGAGAUCAGAGACUGAAAAGUGCAUUAGGACCGAUGAUAUUAAUAAUAACAAUAAUAAUGAUGAUGAUAAUAUGAAUAAUUAUGCAGAGGAUAACCUUAGCAACGAGGAGUUUCAGAAAACGAUUGAAGCUUUCAUCGCCAAACAGUUGAUGUUUCGUCGCCAAGAAUCUUUAGCCGUCGUCGUCCACAACAAAUCCUAAUUAUCAAAAAAAAAAAAAAGAAGAAGAAGAAGAAGAGGGGCAUCAGAUUCUAUUAUGUAGCAGCCGAAUCAACACUACGUAACAAACAAAGUUUUGUUAACCAUAUAUGGAAUCUUAUUUCAAUAUUCCUGGCUAGUGUGUAAAAAAAUCUCAUCAGUGCUCUCUCUAUGUACAGUAGUAAUUAGUUGCUUAUCAAGUAAGAUAUAAUAAUAUAUCUUUUAUUUA